This is a messenger RNA of Eucalyptus grandis, 1203 nucleotides long. RefSeq names its product calcium-binding protein KRP1-like. Gene Ontology annotation, molecular function: calcium ion binding. The transcript has a single exon. NCBI's taxonomy places the organism in Eukaryota, Viridiplantae, Streptophyta, Magnoliopsida, Myrtales, Myrtaceae. The coding region runs from base 330 to 686 and encodes 118 amino acids. The record is from RefSeq and is a predicted model, not a curated record.
UUCAAUCUUAGAUUUCAUUAAAUCCGUUCACAGUCCCUCUGUUCGUACCUGCUAUCCCUUGGUUUCAAAUGGCCCUGGCUCCUUCCGCGAACAUUCCAUCUCUCUCUCUCUCUCUCUCUCUCUCUCUCUCUCUCUCUCUCACUAAUUUAAAAACCCUUACUCUCUCUCAACACCGUCACUCCCCAACUGAGAUCGCAGCCACCACUCUUCCCAAGAACACAACACGACCCUUUUCUUCCUUGUCCGUUUGAGUAAAUUUGAACACCGGAGCCUUUCAUAAAACUCCAAAUUCUUGACCACUUUCGUUGGUAAACAUACAUAUUCAUUCGAUGGCCGCUCACGAGAGCACGAUGAGCGCAGUCGACUUCGAGGACUACUUCCCCUCGAUGAUCGUGAGGCUUGGGGCCGAGGGCUUCAUCGGCGAGCUCUGCAACGGGUUCCAGCUCCUGAUGGACUGCGAGAAGGGGCUGAUCACGUUCGAGAGCCUGAAGAGGAACAGCUUCCUGCUAGGGUUACAGGACAUGGGCGACGAGGAGUUCGUGUGCAUGCUGCGAGAGGGCGAUCUGGACGGGGAUGGCAAUCUGAACCAGCUGGAGUUUUGCAUCCUUAUGUUCAGAUUGAGCCCUGGGCUGAUGGACGGGUCCAAGCAGUGGGUGCAAGCUGAGGUAGAUAACGUCAUGAUUUGAGUAAUAAAAAUAAGGCACCGUUUGUUUCGUGAAGCAUGAAUUUUUUGAAAAAUAUUUUUUUUAAAAUAAUCACAAAUAUCACUUACACAAAUACCUAAAUGAAAAAUAUUUUCAUCGUCCAUAAAUAUAUUUAUAUUUAAAUUAUUAUCGAUAAUGAAAAUAUUUUUCACCAAUUAAUUAUUUCAAGUGAUACAUGUGAGAUCAUUUUUAGAAAAAUAUUUUCUAAAUUGUUCAUUUUUCAUGAAACAAACGGAUUUAAUAUCGAUAAUGAUGUAGUAGUCUUUCCUUAUUGCUUUUUGUCAAACUUGCUGCCAAUAAAAUUGGCAAUUCCUGUAGUGAUAUCAAAUGAGAAAAGAAGGAUAAGACCUGAUCCUAUAUUUUCGGACUUAGAUUUUAGCAUGGGAAAUCUUGGACUUCGUUAAUUCUAUGCCUCUUUCGCAGACCGAAAGUGUAUGUGUAUAUUUUGAUUUUGGAAUAUUUGAUUUUCGAUUGAUGAUAGAACUAGAAUUAUGGGGUA